This is a messenger RNA of Suillus clintonianus, 418 nucleotides long. RefSeq lists its product as uncharacterized. Bases 70 to 375 code for a protein of 101 amino acids. NCBI's taxonomy places the organism in Eukaryota, Fungi, Basidiomycota, Agaricomycetes, Boletales, Suillaceae. The transcript is spliced from 7 exons. The record is from RefSeq and is a predicted model, not a curated record.
CUCACAAACUGCUCUUCGAGUUUCCGCUAUACUAAUUGGAAGAUCUUCAGAGCACGCGUCUAUCCAACCAUGAUGGUUGCGUGGGUGCUUACAGUAGUGGUCGACAGUGCGAUUGCUUUUACAUUAUGCCUCUAUCUUCGAAGACGUCGCACCGGCAUGAAAAUGACUGACAGCGUCAUCAACCGCCUCCUAUUAUAUACCGUCAACACUGGCGCUAUCACGUCGCUUUUCGCCAUUCUGGUGCUCAUCAUGGUAAGUGAAUGUCUAGGCGGAUGGUUCUCCCAACUAACUUUAAUCAGUUUCUUGGUCUACCCACUAAUCUGGCAUUCAUUGCUUUUGUCCAAGUCCAGAGCAAACUCUAUGCCAUAUCAUUAAUGGCAUCGUUAAACACCCGCAAAAGCACGACCGAAAUAAAACA